AUGUCUCACCACGUCCUCGUCCUCGGCGGCCACGGCAAAAUCGCCCAGCUCCUUACCCCACUGCUCCUCCAGCGCGCCUGGACCGUCACCAGCGUGAUCCGCUCCCAGGACCAGGUGCCCGACAUCGAGGCCCUCGCGCCCGACGCCAACGCCCGCAAGAACCUUCACGUCCUCGUCCACAGCCUCGAGGAUCUUGUGCAGAGCCAGGCCGCCGCCCAGCAGCUGCUCGACCAGGUCCGCCCAGACUACGUGGUCUGGAGUGCCGGCGCCGGCGGCCGUGGCGGACCCGAGCGCACGCUGGCGAUUGACCGCGAUGCUGCCACGCACAUUAUCGAUGCGUCCGGCGCGUCGUCAUUUGUCACCCGCUUCCUGAUGGUCUCGUACAUCAGCAGCCGCCGCGCCCGGCCCGCCUGGUGGGAUGACGACAGCUGGGCCUCGGCCCAGCACGUCAACUCCAAGGUGCUGCCCACAUACUACCAGGCCAAGAUCGCCGCCGACGAGGCCCUGUACCGCGCGGCCAAGCGCCGGGGUACCUCCUUUGCGGGCAUCAACCUGCGGCCCGGCACGCUGUCGGACGAGCCCGCAGGCUCCAUUGAGCUGGGCCGGACCAAGGGCUCCAAUGGCAAGGUGAGCCGUGCAUCCGUGGCCCGCGCGGCUGACCUGCUUCUGGCACACCCGGACACUCGGACGGCGUGGAUCGACCUCCUGACCGGCAGCGAAGACGCAGAGGCCGCCGUUGACCGCGUUGUGCGGGAGCAUGUGGAUGCCGUCGAGGGCGAGCCCGUGACGAAGGAGAAGGGAGAGUAA
Messenger RNA from Sporothrix brasiliensis 5110, 807 nucleotides. Its product is annotated as NAD dependent epimerase/dehydratase family protein. NCBI's taxonomy places the organism in Eukaryota, Fungi, Ascomycota, Sordariomycetes, Ophiostomatales, Ophiostomataceae. The record is from RefSeq and is a predicted model, not a curated record. The coding region runs from base 1 to 807 and encodes 268 amino acids. The transcript has a single exon.